Molecule: messenger RNA, 453 nt
Organism: Nomia melanderi (Alkali bee)
Lineage: Eukaryota; Metazoa; Arthropoda; Insecta; Hymenoptera; Halictidae
Source: RefSeq, a predicted model, not a curated record
AUGGCUGACAAAGUGCAAGAUAAAAUCGAGGACUGGAAGAUCUCGAAACGGAGAGAUCACGCGAGGAAUCCAGUUACCUUCGACAAGAUUUGCAAAGAAGUUAAUUUACAGGACAAGAUGUUUCGACGGAAUUGGCCUGAAAAGUACGAACAACUGACCGGUGAAUUUUUUAAAAAGGUGCUGGCCGAAGAAUGCAGAAAGAAGGGACUUCCGGCGGAGACCUUCGAACGCAAACCGCCGGAAGAUGCGAUUAAACGUUCGCCGAUUCCCCUAAAACCGUCGCCGGCCAUUCCCAGAACGACAUCCGGGAUGGUAGGCCUCCGCUCGACCCGGCCGGAAUACAAUCUCGAGUUCACCGGUCGAUGGUACAUCUCGCCAAGAUGGACGAUCGAACCCCCCGUCGAACCCCACGAGUUCCGCGUUACACAACAAAGAUUCAUCUUUCUCGGUUGA